CCCUCCCGCUCGCAACAUAAAAGUGACCAGCACACCGUGAAAACGACGAAUCCAAAAAUGAGUGAAGGCUUUACGGACGACGAGCUUUCGCUUCCCAAAGCGACGGUUCAAAAAUUGGUUUCCGAAAUGUUGCCUUCGGACUUGAUGUUUACGAAAGAAACAAGAGAUUUAUUAAUUGAAUGUUGUGUGGAAUUCAUUCAUCUUGUUUCCAGUGAAGCAAACGAAAUUUGUGAAAAAGAGGCCAAGAAAACGAUUGCAGCAGAACACAUCAUCAAAGCUCUUCAAAACCUCGAGUUCAAGGAGUACAUUGACGAAAUUGUGGGUGUCGCUGCCGACCAUAAGGAACAACAAAAGAAUCGUGAAAAGAAAACAAGCAAGUUUGAACAAUCAGGCGUGUCCCGAGACGAACUGCUGCGUCAACAAGAAGAGCUACUCAGCAAGGCUAGAGAGCGCUUCCAAAAUCAAAACAAGAAUGCUUCGGCUUCUGGUCAAACUGCGUAGUUAGAACGACGGUCUGACUUGCACACUGCAUCGCAUAGUGUCGCUUGCACACCCUGUAAUUCUGUUCACCUGGCUCGAGUCCAGGGCUCGUCUCGUACAUUAUAUUUCCUGGUUAAUACGAAUGGUGGGUAUAUGAUUUGGAAGAAACGCUGAAGCGAAACUGAAAAACGUAAGGAUUCACGGUAAAAGAGUGCACGGUGUAUGAUUCGGGUUCGUUUCUGUCUCCCCAACGAGACGACUGCUUGUCCUUG
Messenger RNA from Schizosaccharomyces japonicus yFS275, 752 nucleotides. RefSeq names its product transcription corepressor. Gene Ontology annotation, cellular component: negative cofactor 2 complex; nucleus. The coding region runs from base 58 to 501 and encodes 147 amino acids. Gene Ontology annotation, biological process: cellular response to heat; negative regulation of RNA polymerase II transcription preinitiation complex assembly; positive regulation of transcription by RNA polymerase II. Gene Ontology annotation, molecular function: core promoter sequence-specific DNA binding; protein heterodimerization activity; transcription corepressor activity. Lineage: Eukaryota; Fungi; Ascomycota; Schizosaccharomycetes; Schizosaccharomycetales; Schizosaccharomycetaceae. The transcript has 3 exons. The record is from RefSeq and is a predicted model, not a curated record.